Aspergillus niger is the source of this 765-nucleotide messenger RNA. RefSeq lists its product as uncharacterized. The coding region runs from base 1 to 765 and encodes 254 amino acids. Lineage: Eukaryota; Fungi; Ascomycota; Eurotiomycetes; Eurotiales; Aspergillaceae. The transcript has 3 exons. Gene Ontology annotation, biological process: regulation of DNA-templated transcription. The record is from RefSeq and is a predicted model, not a curated record.
AUGCCCUCAGCGACAGGAACCAAGCGUGUCAGAGGCGUUUCUGUCUUCCGGCCAUUCGUCUUCGGCAGCGAAGCCCAACCCUUCGACCCAGCCAAGAAACCCCCCAACGUCCCAGCCGACCACACGCACCAGUGGCGCGUAUUCGUCAAAGGCGUCAACGGCGAAGACAUCUCCUACUGGCUAAAGAAAGUGCAAUUUAAGCUCCACGAGACUUACGCACAGAACGUGCGGACGAUCGAACAGGCCCCCUUCGAAGUCACCGAGACCGGAUGGGGUGAAUUCGAGAUUCAAAUCAAGCUAUAUUUUGUUCCGGAAUCGACCGAGAAGCCGCAGACUCUAUGGCAUAGUUUGAAGUUGCACCCCUAUGGGCCGGACGCGGAAGCGAAGAAGGAGCGCCGCGAGCUGGUAAUCAGUCAGAACUAUGAGGAGGUGGUGUUCAAUGAGCCUGUGGAGCAGUUUUAUGAGCUCUUGACGGGUGGUACGGGCGCAGCAGGGCAACCGCAGAAGGGGAAGGGUGGCAAGAAUACCAAGCAGGCGCAGCAGCAGCAGAAGGGGGUAAGGACGGCUGAGAUUCCGGUUAAUUCGUCCGCGGACAAUCCGUAUAGUCGGACGACGGAGAGUAGUGAAAUGGAUCGGUUAGGGGAGGCGAAUAAGACAGUCGAGCAGAUGAUCAAACAGGAGAGGGAACGAUUGAUUGAGCGGGAGAAGAGGUUGGCGGAAUUGCGUGCGAGUGAGGGCGUGCCGGCUACUACGAAGAAGCGUUAA